Molecule: messenger RNA, 1472 nt
Organism: Bursaphelenchus xylophilus (pine wood nematode)
Lineage: Eukaryota; Metazoa; Nematoda; Chromadorea; Rhabditida; Aphelenchoididae
Source: the annotation of a GenBank genome assembly
AUGCUGACUUUGCUCGGAAUGCGUCUGUUGCUGGUAACGUCUUGUAUUUUGUUGGGGAUCAAUGGAAAUCCAUUCACCAAAUCUGAGGGAAGGAAUGUAAAUCCACAACAGUAUGCUGUAAUUAUGGAGCAUUUCCUCUCGGGCACCAAGAAUGUUCGAUGGGAGACUCGGCCAAUGAGCACUUUAGAUCAGAAUGGUAGGGUGAAUAGUAUACAUGAGACAUUGCUUGAGAUCAAGAUCAGAGUUAAAAAAUGUUGUAUUUUUACUGUAGCGGUCUGUAACUUACAAUCUUGUCUACAUAUAUGUAUACUUUGACUGAAUUUCAGGAAAGCCAGUCAAAGGAAUGGGCAAUUCCGACUGCAUGGAUGUUAAUGGCCAGCUGAGGAAAGAUGGUGAAGAAUAUGAUAGACCCAGCAAAAAGUUCAAGUAUGUCUGCAAGCAAGGCGAAGAGGAGGUCACUGGUAAGCGAUCUAUGACAUCAAGAUAACUUUGAAACCAUGCUUCAAACUUGUGUUGAUCAAUUACAUUAUCCAUCUUCAGCUUGUAUCGGAUCUGAACGCUCGAACCAUGCCCGUAUUCCUGUUGGCUCCAACGUUGAGGUAAACGGAUUCUGGCACAAAUGCCAGAGUUUCGAGAAUGGAUCAGUUGUCUAUACUCAGGGUAAGAUAUAUUAACGAUGCAUUUGUCAUCAUGAAUAAGCUAACUGACAUUGCAUACUGAUAACGGUUGGGGAUUUAUUCUUUGCUGCCAAAUACUAUUGCUACCUUCAAUUUAGAACCCUCCUGCAAAGACGGAUCGGGCAAAGAAGUUCAUGUUGGCGAUGAAAUCACUGUCGGUUAUCUCCGUGUCUCCUGUGAUGACGGUGGAUACAAGACGGUUGGAUGUGUGUUCCACGGAAAGGAUGGUGAGGUUAUCUUGAGAGAGGGAGACACCAAACAAGAUGGCAAGUAUACCCACCAUUGUGAGAGUGUAAACGGAAAUCUCGAAUACUUUUCGACCGCCAGUGGCUGCACCAAAGUGGAUAAGAAUUUGAAGGAGGGCGAGACCUUCAGCGAGAAUCAUUUGCAUUACAAAUGCGAGAAUGGACUGGCUCAGAUCACUGGUGAGUAUAAGAGAUAUCAAAUAAUAAGCUUUGGUCUACCAAACUUAUGCUCCCCUUUGCAGGCUGUUAUGUUGAUGAUCACAAGGACCUGUCAAUUGGUCAAGACUUCGAAGAUAAGGGUGUUCUCCACCGCUGUUAUCGUGUUGGCGGUGCAGUUGAGUACGAAGAGUACCCUUGUCACGGAGACUCUUGUCAUCCAAAGCCAGUUGACGGAGGUCCGAAUGAAGUUCCCGCGUUAGGCCAAGGUCUCAAAUCCCCGGGAUUCGGGUCAUUCGCGGUUGUUCAGAGAGUUGGAGGUUCUGACAAGGUACAAUCUCCGACCAGUUUGAAGUUUGACUUGGACAGAAUUCUGAUGAGAUCCCAAGGAUAA